Clonostachys rhizophaga is the source of this 990-nucleotide messenger RNA. The record is from the annotation of a GenBank genome assembly. NCBI's taxonomy places the organism in Eukaryota, Fungi, Ascomycota, Sordariomycetes, Hypocreales, Bionectriaceae.
AUGAAGAACAACAGCCAGGUGAUCCAAGAGUUCAACGAGCUCGUCAACAUGACAGCCUCUGAACUCGAGAAGUGGCUCAAGUCGGGCGACUCGAACAGCGCAGGUUGGCCAAAGCAAGAUACCUCCGGCGAGUCGGUUGGCCACGACAGUGGCCGCAAGAUUGUAGAGAUUCUUCGGGCCAAUCCCAAAAAGGACCCCAAGAAGUACAAUGAGGAUCACAUUGAGCAUAUGCGCAAGGUCGUUUCGUACUGCAAGCGACAUCUGGCACAGGAGGAGAAGACGAACAACGAAAAGUCGGCCGAGGAAGUGAAGAAGACUAAAUCGUACGCCUCCUUGAAGAAUUGGGGACACGACUUCCUCAAGGGAAAAGCGAACGACAACAAGGAUGAAGGUGAAGAUGCCAAGGACGAGGAGGAGGACGAGGGGGCGAAGAAUGAAGGCGAGGAUGAAAAGGGUGAAGAGGCAAGCGAGGAUGAGGGUGAUAAGCAUGCAGGCGACAAGCGAAAGCAACCAGCCAAAGCGCAAAAGGGCUCACAGAAGAAGCGCGAGACUCGACAAGGAGAAGCUGGUGGCCACGGCAAGAAAUCGGACAAGGAUAAUGGUGCUGAUGAGGACGAAGAUGGUGAAGACGUUGGAGAUGAUGACGUCCAACAGCAAUCCAACGGAAAGGGCGCCAAGAAGCGCGCCGAGGACGAGGGCGAGGAUGAGGAAGAAGGUGACGAUGGGAAGAACAACCAAGACGACGGUGGGAAGAAGGCCAAUGGCUCUGGUAAAUCAGCUAAAAAUGGACCUGAUCCAGGUGACACCGUGAGCUGGAAGUGGGGAGGAGGCCAUCCCGAAGGCAAAGUUCUUGACGUCAAAGAGGAAAAGGCGACUGUCAAAACCAAACGCGGUAAUGAAGUGUCGCGCAAAGGGAGCAAGGAGGAUCCGGCUGUGGUGCUCGACGCUGGAAAGUCCAAGGCUGUGAAGGCGGCUCAUGAGCUGGACUGA